Messenger RNA from Lytechinus variegatus (green sea urchin), 1241 nucleotides. Its product is annotated as putative nuclease HARBI1. Lineage: Eukaryota; Metazoa; Echinodermata; Echinoidea; Temnopleuroida; Toxopneustidae. Bases 108 to 1160 code for a protein of 350 amino acids. The record is from RefSeq and is a predicted model, not a curated record. The transcript has 6 exons.
GCCGAAAUUUGGAAGAUAAAUUUCGUCCAAAUCCGCUGUAUGAUCGUGUGUGAUAGUGCCUUUUAGUGGCCAAGUUCAAGCACAAAUCAUUUGCAAACAUCAUAAACAUGGCCUAUCUUCGUCACGUUCGUCGUAUCCGAAGAUUGAGAGAGAAUCCAGAAGGGAGACCACAACGAGGUCCACGGGACCUGAAGGACCCUUUUGAAUUGUAUGAUGAAGAAGCAUUCAGGAUCAGAUAUCGGUUUUCCAAGGAGAGCGUCAUCUACAUUAUCAACAUGCUUGAAGCAGACUUGAAGAGGAACACAGAGAGGAACAAUCCUCUACCUGUCAGUCUACAGGUUUUGACAGUUCUACGAUUUUAUGCCGUUGGAUCUUUCCAGAGGAUGCACGGUGAUGAGGCAACAGUAUCACAGUCAUCUGUCAGUAGAAUGGUCAAAGAUGUGUCAGAAGCUAUUGCAAGAAGGAAGAGGCAAUUCAUGACCUUUCCUGCAACGAGAGAAGAAGUUGAAACAACCCAGCAGCAAUUUUACGACUACUGCAGAUUUCCAGGGGUCAUUGGUGCAAUUGAUGGGACCCAUGUUUACAUCCAGAGUCCUGGUGGUGAAGAAGCCUUGUACUUUUUGAACAGGAAGAACAGAUAUUCCGUCAAUGUACAGGUAGUUUGUGAUCUUGCUGGGAAAAUAACAAGUAUUGUGGCAAGGUGGCCUGGCAGCACUCAUGAUUCCCGGAUUUUCAAUGAGAGCUCACUGAAGGAACAGCUGGAGGCAAGGGCAGAUGGUGCUGAGUGGCUUCUUGGAGAUAGUGGGUACCCAUGUCUUCCCUAUCUCAUGACCCCUCUCCUGAAUCCUCAGGGACGUCCACAGGUACGCUAUAAUGCUGCCCACAAAAGAGGGCGUUGUAUUAUUGAGCGGACCUUUGGUCGUUUGAAGAGGAGGUUCCCUUGCCUCAAUUAUCUCCGCUUGAAGGUGGACACUACAUUUGCAAUCAUAGUGUCAUGCUCGGUCCUGUGGAAUAUCUCUCUUGACCGGCGCGAGCCAGAUAUUCCAGGACCCGAGCCUGAGGAAAUGCCUCCACUUGUCCACCUUCCUCCUGGCCUCCACGACGCUGUCGCAGGAAGGCUCAGGAGAGAGCAGAUAAUUGAGGAUCACUUUAAUCGUUAAGGCAUGUCUGUGUAUGUAUAUACAUAUAGAAGGUAAUUUUUCUUUCACCUGCAUAGCAGAGCAGAGCUGCCAAGUAGUACU